Cucurbita maxima (winter squash) is the source of this 1748-nucleotide messenger RNA. RefSeq names its product ribulose-1,5 bisphosphate carboxylase/oxygenase large subunit N-methyltransferase, chloroplastic. The record is from RefSeq and is a predicted model, not a curated record. Gene Ontology annotation, biological process: peptidyl-lysine monomethylation. NCBI's taxonomy places the organism in Eukaryota, Viridiplantae, Streptophyta, Magnoliopsida, Cucurbitales, Cucurbitaceae. Gene Ontology annotation, cellular component: chloroplast. The transcript is spliced from 6 exons. Bases 89 to 1570 code for a protein of 493 amino acids. Gene Ontology annotation, molecular function: [ribulose-bisphosphate carboxylase]-lysine N-methyltransferase activity; protein-lysine N-methyltransferase activity; protein binding.
UAAGCUAUGCCAAUCCCACGUCCCCAUAAUUUUCCACUUUUCCCUAUCCCCUUCUCCAAUGGGUUACUGAAGCUUCAAAUCCCCGAAAAUGGCGACUCCGAAUCCAACUUCCAUGGCGUUAUCUUCUUCCUCCUCCAAUUUCCUUUCCCUUCCCCGCACUGCAACAUGCAUUUCAUUCCCACUGAAGCGCCCGCUUCUCCAUCCCAAGCCGCGCCUCUCUCUAAAUUCCCUCGCCUCUCCGGAUUUAGACCCCUCCUUGCCCUCAAACGUUCACACCUUCUGGGAGUGGCUUCGCCAGGAGGGUCUGGUCUCCUCCAAGACUCACGUGAAGCCAGCGAUUUUCCCCGAAGGCCUCGGCCUGGCCACCACCAAAGACCUAUCCAAGAACGAGGUCGUUUUGGAGGUUCCCAAGCGGUUCUGGAUCAACCCCGACGCGGUUGCUAAUUCUGAAAUUGGCAAUGUCUGCAGUGGAUUGAAGCCGUGGAUUUCUGUUGCUCUGUUUCUGAUUAGAGAGAAUUUCAAGGAGGAUUCGCGUUGGCGACGGUACCUAGAUAUUCUCCCUCAGGAAACAGAUUCCACUGUGUUUUGGUCUGAAGAGGAGCUUGCGGAGCUCCAAGGAACCCAACUUCUGAGUACGACUUUGAAUGUAAAAGAAUAUGUUAAGAGCGAGUUUCAUAAGGUUGAAGAGAUAAUACUCCGCCACAAAGAUCUAUUUCCUACUCCAAUUACACUGGAUGACUUCUUUUGGGCUUUUGGGAUACUCAGAUCAAGAGCAUUUUCACGACUCAGAGGCCAAAACCUUGUUUUGAUCCCUUUCGCGGACUUGGUCAACCAUAGUGCUGAUGUAACCUCAGAAGAACAUGCAUGGGAGGUUAAGGGACCAGCAGGUCUCUUCUCAUGGGAUAUCCUAUUCUCUCUCCGGUCCCCAAUUUCUGUGAAGGCUGGCGAGCAGGUUUUUAUCCAAUAUGACUUGAAAAAGAGCAAUGCCGACCUAGCUCUUGACUAUGGGUUCGUAGAGUCAAAACCUGACCGCAAUGCAUAUACACUGACGUUAGAGAUCCCAGAGUCGGACCCUUUUUAUGAUGACAAGCUGGAUAUUGCAGAGACUAAUGGUCUUGGUGAGACUGCAUAUUUUGACAUUGUUUUGGACCGUCCUUUUCCUGAUGCAAUGCUUCCAUUCCUGCGGUUGCUAGCGCUUGGAGGCACCGAUGCAUUCCUCUUGGAAUCCUUAUUUAGAAACUCAAUCUGGGGCCAUCUUGAAAUGCCUGUAAGUCGAGCAAAUGAAGAGUUUGUGUGUCAAGUGGUCAGAAAUGCUUGUGAGGUUGCUCUUUCUGGUUACCGCACCACUUUAGAAGAGGAUGAGAAGCUAAAAGAAGAAAAGCUUGAUUCAAGACUGAGGAUUGCUGUUGGAAUAAGAGAAGGGGAGAAAAGGGUAUUGCAGCAAAUAAUCAAAAUUUUCAAAGACAGGGAACUGGAAUUAGAUGAAUUGGAAUAUUACCAAGAAAGGAGGCUAAAGGAUCUUGGGCUAUGUGGGGAGCAAGGUGAAAUUAUCUUUUGGGAGUCCAAAUAGGAAUCCCCCAUUCAUUAAUGGCUACCCAGAAAUGAAGAAGGUUCAAAUACAUGCGGCUUUCAACACUUCGGCCAUUGACAAGAAUGGGAUGUUCAAGUAAGCUCUGUAUUUUAAUUAACCAGUAUCUAUUAAUAAUAGGUGUUGAUAUAUUCUUCAUUAUAUUCAUAUCAUAUCAUAU